Molecule: messenger RNA, 1791 nt
Organism: Olea europaea var. sylvestris
Lineage: Eukaryota; Viridiplantae; Streptophyta; Magnoliopsida; Lamiales; Oleaceae
Product: sarcoplasmic reticulum histidine-rich calcium-binding protein-like
Exons: 3
Coding region: 369-1625 (418 amino acids)
Source: RefSeq, a predicted model, not a curated record
GAAUCUCUAUUUUAUUCUCAAUCAAAAUUGUAAAUGAUGCGGGGAGUUAUCUUUCCUAAUUAUCAUUAGCUUAUCAUUAGCCACUAAACAAAUUCUAGGGUUUUACAUUUAUUUAUCUAGAGACGUUUAAUUUUUUAAACAUAAACUCACUAGCAGAUAAACAAACACUUGGAUCUAGAUAUUAUGUCCUUAUUUUGGUAAUCGAUUUCUUCUUAUUUGUCCAAUUUUUUCUUCAAUUGAAGGUUUUUUCAGAUUUACGUAUCUAUUGCAAAGAUUUCAGUCUUUCACUCUGCUGAAUAGACUUCACAACAAGAGGAGCUUGUGCAAUCACAUUUAUAUGUGUGUUUCAGAAACACUAGAGGUUAAUAAUGGUGCGCAAAGGAAAGAAAAAAGCUUCGACCUCCAAUAGAACUCACAAAGAGAAUGAAGUUGCUCAAGAUGCUUUAGUUGAAACAAAGAACUCUGACUCAAUGAUAGCUAAGAUAGAGCAAACAAAGGGUGUUGCUCAUAUUGAAAAUACAGAAACAACAUCAGUUGACAUGACAAAAAGUGAAGAGGAUGAAGAAACAAAGCAUGAAGAACAAAAUGUGAUUAUCCAAAAGAGUGAAGAAACUCCGGAAGAUGAUGAACCUAUUCAAGAGCUGAAUGGUCAUAAUAAAAUAGAAGAGGACCAAAAGAGCAAAAAAACUCCUGAAGAUGAUGAAGAUAAUCAAGAAGGUCCAAUGGAGGAAGGUGAUGAAGAUAAUCGAGAAGAUUCAAUGGAGGAAGAUGAUGAAGAAGAUACUUCCGAAGAAGCCAAUGAAGAAAAUGAAAGUUUCGAGGAUGAAGAUAGUGAAGAAGAUGCUACAAAUACUUUCGAGGACGAAGAUAGUGAAGAAGAUGCUACAGAAGUAGAAGAAGAAGAAAAUGAAGAUGAUGAAGAAGAAAACAAUGGUGCAAAAGAAGAAAAAGAAAUUGCUGAAGGAGAGAGUGGAAAAGCUGAAAAGUGUAAUGAAGAAAAUAUGGGAGCACUUUCAAAGGAAAAGGCCAAGAAAUCGGGUGAAAAGAGCGGAAAGAAGGUGAAAGAAAAUUCGGUUGGUAAUGAUAACGAUUAUGAAGAAGAUAGAAUGAAAGAAGAAGACAACAAUGGUGCAAAAGUAGAUAAAGAAAAUGCAGAUGGAGAAGGACAAAAUGCUGAAGAGCAGAGUAAUCUAGAGAAAUUGGAAACAAAUUCAAAGGAGAAGGUCAAGAAAUCAUGGCAGAGGCGCAGAAAGAAGAAGGUGGAAGACGGAAGCUUCAAAAAAGUGGCCUCUGGAGCUAAAGAUAAGCCUGAAUCAUCGACCAAGAAGAAAUCUAAGAAAAGGGCUGAGUGCAUGGGAAUGAUUUUUAUGUGCAGUUCUCAGACAAAGAAUGACUGCUACCGUUAUAGGGUUCUUGGGCUGCCUGCUAGCAAGAAAGAUUUGGUGAAAAAGAUCUAUAAAGGGAUGCGACUGUUUUUAUAUGAUAUUGAUUUGAAAUUGAUGUACGGAAUCUAUAAAGCAGCUGGAGCUGGGGGAUAUAACAUUGAGCCCAAGGCCUUCAAGUCACAGUUCCCAUCUCAGGUCUUUGAUUCCUGCGAGGAGAAUGUGGAAGCUAGAAAGGGUUAGUUAAAACUCAAUCAUAAUAUCUUUUUUCCCCACCUUAAUAUAGCUGAAAAUCAUUAAAAUAAUGUUGUUAGUUUGAAUAUAUUUUCCUUCGAGUAUGCUUUUGUACUGAUUUUACUAUUGUUUUCUUUCCAUUUCUUAUUGAAAUGUUCCACUUAUAAAUUUAAAA